Messenger RNA from Ochotona curzoniae (black-lipped pika), 1301 nucleotides. RefSeq names its product protein SET-like. Gene Ontology annotation, cellular component: chromatin; nucleus. Gene Ontology annotation, molecular function: histone binding; chromatin binding. The record is from RefSeq and is a predicted model, not a curated record. The transcript has a single exon. The annotation marks the transcript as partial. NCBI's taxonomy places the organism in Eukaryota, Metazoa, Chordata, Mammalia, Lagomorpha, Ochotonidae. Gene Ontology annotation, biological process: nucleosome assembly.
AACCCUUACUUUGAAAAUAAAGUUCUCUCCAAAGAAUUCCAUCUGAACCAGAGUGGGGAUCCUUCCUCAAAGUCCACUGAGAUCAAAUGGAAAUCCGGAAAGGACUUGACGAAGCGGUCAAGUCAAACACAGAACAAAGCCAGCAGGAAGUGGCAGCAGGAGGAGCCCAAGAGCUUCUUCACCUGGUUCACCGAGCACUCAGACACCGGCGCCAACGAGCUAGGCAAGGUCAUCAAGGACAUCUGGCCCAACCCGCUGCAGUACUACUUGGUUCCAGAUAUGGAUGAUGAGGAGGGGGAAGGAGAAGAAGAUGAUGACAAUGAUGAAGAAGAAGGAUUGGAAGACAUCGACGAGGAGGGAGAUGAGGAUGAAGGCAAGGAAGAUGAUGAUGAUGAUGAUGAAGGUGGAGAAGGAGAGGAGGAUGAAGGAGAAGAUGACUAAUAGAAAACACUGAUGGAUUCCAACCUUUCUUGUGUCUUUUUUUUUUUUAAUUUCUCCAGUCCCUGGGAGCAAGUUGCUGUCUUAUUUUUUCCCUCUUGUGCUCGCUCAGUCUCCCUGUUUUUGAGGUCUCUUCUCUACUCCAUGGUUAUCACCUUUAUUGUGGGUUAAUACCUGAUGCAGAAUACAGUGGGAAAAGAAUCUCUUGCCCCUUUCUGUUCCAAAUUUCAUUUUCACCCCAUCUUGUCUCCACAAACUGUUUGGAAUCAACACCACCGUUCUCUGUGGGAAAACCGAACCUCCUGCUCCCCUGGCUCAGCCAGGAGCUGGCGGCUGCUAGGCCCCUGUGUAGUCGUGCAUAGAAUUCUAGAUUUUCCCUCCUUUCUCUGUAUAUUGGGCUCAGAGAUUACUCUGUGUCUAUGUGAAUACGGACAGUUAGCAUUUGCCAACAUGUAUCUGUCUACUUUCUCUUGUUUAAAAAAAGAAAAAAACCUUAAAAAUGGGGUUCUAGAAGGUCAGUGAAGGGUGGGUUUGAGAUGUUUGGGUGGGUUCCGUGGGCAUUCUGACAACACGGCUUCUCCCUUGGCAUGUUUCAUUGUCAUGUUUAACAGACAUCCUUGCAGUCUAAGGUGACACUUUAAAAAAAAAAUAAACUUCUUUCCUAAUGAUGACUUGAGCCUGGCCACUCGAUGGGAGAAUCAGCAGAACCUGUAGGAUCUUAUUUGGAAUUGACAUUCUCUAUUGUAGUUUUGUUCCUGUUUAUUUUUAAAUUUUCUUUUUGUUCCACUGGAAAAGAAAAGACGCUCAGUUUUAAACGUUAAAAAGUGUACAAGUUGCUUUGUUACAAUAAAACUAAAUGUGUA